GUCUCCCGGCAGCAGCAGCAGCAGCAGCGCACGGACGGAUCUGCGCGUGCAGGGGAGCGGCACACGCUGACCCGAAUCUCCAGGCAGACAGAGGAAGGACGAGCGGACCUGGACGCGUGCUCUGGACGGGUAUCAUGGCUGGUGUAUUUUGAGUCAGUCCUCUCUGAAUAAGAGAGAGCUUUCUGCAUUCAGAGAACUGCGGAUGUGUUGUUGCGCGUGGUGAUUCUGGGCUGUCCUGUCAGUUGCUUAUAAGCGGAGAACGUGUUGCGUUUUUGCUCUCGCGAACGCCUUUAUUAUCACCCCCUUGUUCUCUAAGGUGAUUAUUAAGACUUUAAGUCCAUGAUUCGACCAGGAAAAUGGGCUGUUGCGUCUGCGAGACACAGCUGUUUUAGUCAGACUUGACAGCCGCGGAUUUUAGCGCUUGUUUGUGUCGCUUGUUUGAAGGAGGUUCGAGAAGCGCCGCAGGGAGAUCCGUGACACCCUUUCCGCGACACCCCCACCCAUAUUUAGCGGAUACUUUUGGAUGGGGGGUAAACAGAGUACGGCGGGGCGGCCCAGGGGAGCUUUUCCCGGUGUCUCGACUGAUGACAGUGCGGUGCCACCCUCGGCCCACUUCGGGCACUACCGGCCAGGUGGCACGAUGGGACUGCGCAGCCGCUCGGUGAGCUCCGUGGCGGGGAUGGGCAUAGAUCACAGCGCCACGGUGCCCUUCGGGUUUUACACCCCCAGGGGAACAGACUCGGACAGAGCCGGAGGGGGGUCUGGCUCAGAUCCCGCUCAUAGCGGGAAUGGAUACCAAGAAACGGGCGGCGGGCACCACACGGACGGUAUGCUUUACCUGGGGCCCCGGGCGUCGCUGGCAGACACGUUGCCCCUGCACAUCGCGCCCCGGUGGUUUAGCGCUCGUAGCGGAUUCAAGUGUCCUGUCUGCUCCAAAUCAGUGGCAUCCAAUGAGAUGGAGGUUCACUUCAUCAUGUGUCUGAGCAAGCCCCGCCUCUCCUACAAUGAUGACGUGUUGUCAAGAGACGCAGGAGAAUGUGUAAUAUGUCUGGAGGAGCUACAGCAGGGAGACACCAUCGCUAGACUGCCGUGCCUCUGUAUCUAUCACAAAAGCUGUAUAGACUCCUGGUUUGAGAUCAACCGCUCCUGCCCUGAACAUCCUUCAGACUGACCUCCAUCAUCUACUUCUGAUACCACUGAGAAAGGGCACUUUAUGGACCUAAACCUGGAUAUCCUGACACAAAAAUAACCAAAUAAAUCAAUCUACCAACCAAUUCGAUCAAAGCCUGUGGAAACGGAAAUGUGUCAUCGCAAAACUGAACCAAUCAAAAGCGUUCAUCCAGCCAACGCCGUCAUUACCACUUGCAGAAUCCCAGAAUCUCCUGCCUGCUGUGCUAGAGACUGCUAAACUGCUAACCGGGCCCCUUCACGGCAAAACCACCAACACUGGAUCUCUGGCUUUGGAAAACGUCUCGCUUUCUUGCCCCCUCGACAUACUCUGUGAACGUAUCGACUUGUGUGUUCAGUCUGUAUUCUGACCAGUGCCUCUCUCCUUGUGUAUGUUAUCAGAUGGAAGGAGAUGGGGAAGAGGGGGCGGGGCAACACAUGGGGUGGGGAGACAAAAUGGGCAGGGCAUAUGCAGAAAACAAAUAGUAAGUAGACCACACUUUGCAAAUCGAUCCAGUGGCCACACCUGUCCUGUCAAUCAAACGAAGCUGAUUAGAGGGGUGUGGCAGGGGCGCGGUUUCAUACCUGGUUGGUGGGAGGAGUUUUGUGUGUGCGAUUCACUCGUUAGUGAUGUGUUGGACAGCCGGUGGACGUAUAUUUAGUUAUUCUGUGUGUGCAUGUCUGUGAUCAUGUGUCCACAGGCGGGGAAAUGUGUAAAUUGUGUUUCCUGUUAGUGCCAGAGGAAGUCCAAGACAUCAGCAUGUGCAUUGUGAUGGGGUUUACGGUCAUAAAUGGAGAGAAAAUACACUCUCGGUCUGUCUUCAAAUGUUUACAAUUCACAUUAGAUGUCUUUCCCCUAAGGAUUCAGAAAUGAAAAGAAGCUCAAAGUAAUUUUCCUAGUUCCAUCUGCAAUUUUUUGGGCAGUUAUUAAGAAGCGCUGACCAUAAUAUUCAGACAGUUUCCCUGUGUGUGUGUGUGUGUGUGUGAUUUCAGCUUCUGUCCAUCCUCCCAUGUUUUCUCUAUGUGACCGACCAGCUUGCGUCUGGUAAGCUAAUGUUGCUUCACUACUGUAUGUAAAGCCCAGAUAUACUGGUGUGGAUCUAUUACAAGAUCAUUUCUAUGAUCUGCAUUAACUUUUUAUUUUUGAAAAAUCUGUGAGAAACCUCACGAGAGAUCUAUUUAACCUUCAGGAUGCCUCCGUCUACUGUAUAAACAGCAAGCACUGUUAGAAAAUAAUGUUGCUGUAAUUGUAAAAAAAAAAAACAUUUAAAACAAAUGAAAAGGGGAAAGGAGUAAAAUGAAAAAAGGUAGAAAAAAUAACCGCAAGAAAAUAUAUGACAACCUAUUACUUUUUGUGUUGGAUUUUUUUUUUUCUGCUUUGUGCCUGUAAAUGAGGGCAUACAAACACCAUCCAUCAAAACAAUGGAUAACAAUUUCUCCUCACCUUUUAAAACAAAUCAAACAA
Carassius auratus (goldfish) is the source of this 2632-nucleotide messenger RNA. Its product is annotated as E3 ubiquitin-protein ligase znrf1. Gene Ontology annotation, cellular component: membrane; intracellular membrane-bounded organelle; cytoplasm. The coding region runs from base 524 to 1171 and encodes 215 amino acids. The record is from RefSeq and is a predicted model, not a curated record. Gene Ontology annotation, biological process: proteasome-mediated ubiquitin-dependent protein catabolic process; protein K48-linked ubiquitination. The transcript is spliced from 5 exons. Lineage: Eukaryota; Metazoa; Chordata; Actinopteri; Cypriniformes; Cyprinidae. Gene Ontology annotation, molecular function: ubiquitin protein ligase activity.